Ostreococcus tauri is the source of this 507-nucleotide messenger RNA. RefSeq lists its product as hypothetical. Lineage: Eukaryota; Viridiplantae; Chlorophyta; Mamiellophyceae; Mamiellales; Bathycoccaceae. The coding region runs from base 1 to 507 and encodes 168 amino acids. The record is from RefSeq and is a predicted model, not a curated record. The transcript is spliced from 2 exons.
AUGGCGUCCCAGCGCGCCCUCGCGUUCACCGCCAUCGGUGGUAUCACCGCGGGCAUCGCCGCGUACUACGCCCCCGCGGCGGCGGAGAUUUAUCGAGCCGAGAGCGCGGUGUCGGCGUCCGAGCGUCAGCUUCAAGCGGCGAUGGAACGCGCGCGGGUGGACGAGGAGGAACUGGAGAAGGCCAAAGGGCGGUGGUGGCGGUCGAAGACGUCGCGGGAGAAGAACGCGAGCGCGUACGGCGAGGUCUCGGCGAGGCGAACGGACGCCAAGGCGGCGUUGGAAAAAGCCAGGACGUUGUUCGCGGAGGUGGAUCGGGAGUGCGAGAAGGCGAGGGCGGAGUUGGAUGAGAGCGAGCGGGAGACGGCGGCGGCGAAGGAGGCGCUCGCGUUCGCGGAGCAGGCGGCGAGCGCGCACGCGGAUAUAAUUCGCGCGGCCAAGGUGGAGGUAGAUCGGUUGACGAAGCAGGCUGAAAAGGCGAUGAGCUCGCUGAAAUUUCCGCAGCUGUAG